AUGAAUAAAACCUGUGCUCGCUGCCAAAAGGUGGUUUAUCCCAUUGAGGAACUUAAGUGUCUGGAUAAGCUGGAAUAUCGCAAUGAUCCGGGGCGUUUUUUCGGCGAUGGCGUGCAAUUCAAAGCCAAACUUAUUGGCAUUUUGGAGGUGGGCGAGGCACGUGGCGAUCGCAUGUGUCAAGAGGCCUUACAAGAUCUAAAAAUGGCUAUACGAGCAGCCGGUGAACACAAGCAACGCAUAACCAUACAUGUAACCAUUGAUGGUUUACGACUGAGAGAUGAGAAAACCGGUGAUUCUCUAUAUCAUCAUCCUGUACAUAAGAUCUCAUUUAUAGCACAAGAUAUGACAGAUUCGCGUGCAUUUGGUUAUAUCUUUGGGUCACCUGAUAGUGGCCAUCGUUUCUUUGGCAUAAAAACUGAUAAGGCUGCUUCACAAGUGGUGCUAGCAAUGCGUGAUCUUUUCCAGGUAGUAUUUGAAUUGAAGAAAAAAGAAAUUGAAUUGGCCCGUCAACAGAUACAAUCGAAAUCGUUGCAUCACCAUGAUACACAACAUCAGUUGUCCUCACUAUCGUCACUGAAGAGUGCAGCAGCCGGAACAGGGGGACAAAAUGAUUUAUCGGCUUUAGGAGGUUCAACAACAUCGGCUGCUACACUUAGCAUGUUGAAUACCAUGGUUAGUAGUUCAACAAAUACACCAAAUACCAGUCGUUUGGGUGUUAAUUUGGAUUCUAAGGGAGCUUCCAAAGAGAUUUCUCCCGAAUCGGUGGCUGAUUUGGUUGACUUAGAACAAGAGCUUAGUUCUUUGCAAAGAGGUAUUACACAAAUGGAACGUAUUACACCAAAUGAUGCUCAUACAACACAAACAUCCUCAUUGACCUCUAACGCUGCUAAAACCAGCACUGCUAUAGGUGGUAGUGGUGGUGGUGCUGGCGGUAGUGAUGAUCCUUUUGGUGAUUCCUUUACUAGCUUUCCGACCUUACCACCUCCCGAGCCGGGACGUUUGCGUAGUAAAACUACCACUAAACCUAAUGACAUAAACAUCACAAACAUACCUACCACCACAGCUGGUAAUUCCUCUUUACUUUCACCUACUGCUACGCAAUCACGUCUAACACCCGUCUCUGCUGGUCUUACUACGACAACAGUUAAUUUACAGCCCCUAGACGAUGAUGACGACCAUUGGCUACGUGAACUAGAUGCCCACAGUGACGUCUUUGAUACCUCAAAAACAGUAGUGCCCGGAUUAAUGGGCAUGCCGCCUUUAGCCAGUACUUUAUCUAGUGCCGUACCUCUGGCUUCACGUGCUCCUCUGGCCGCCCGAGAAUCAUCCGAUACACCACCCAAUCAUAUUUAUGAGACAGUAUCUUGUUCCGCCAAUAACGUGCCAAACGAUAUGGCCGAACUUUCAAGUAUUAGCAAUAAUGUAACCAACAACAAUGCAGCUGAAAUAAACAACACAAAUAAUUUAGCCAAUAGUUCUAGUCUCUCCGAUAUAUUUCAAACGGCUGCUGCAGAGUCAGCACAAAAUUCUAAACUGGAUAUUAAAUCGGGUAAGUUGUUAAGUUAUGUGGAUAAGAAAUACUUUUUUCAAGAGCUUAAAAAUCCACCUAAAAAAGUACUCAAAGAUUUAACGACAAAUAAUCAAACAGCAACCACUGCUACCGCUACAGCAGCUUCCCUAAUGAUGGCUACAAAUGCAGCGCCGACCAUGACGACAGUUAACAAUUUAAUGCCGGAAAAUCUUACAAAUAAAUGUAUUACAACUACAGUUAUGGCAACCGAGGACAUUUUAAAUUUAGGCGAUUUUGAUUUGCAAACAAUACAAUAUCAGCAACAGCAACUAUAUCAGCAACAACAACAACAACAACAGCAAUCAUAUAAAGUGACAAGUGCCGCAAAUAACUCCUCCUCUAUAACUGCUACCACUUUAAAUACUUUACUAACAAACACAACAGCAGCAAUAAUACCAACUGCAACCAUAUUAACAACAACAGCCAAUAACAUAAUUAACCUGGCAACAACAGGUACUAACUCUACUAAUACUACUACUAUUACUUCAAACCCUUCUACUGCUAGUAAUAGUAAACAAAUUGCAACUUAUUCUACUAACUUUACUACUACUGCUAAUAAUUAUAAUAAUAGAAUUGCUAUUACCUCAUCUGUCACUAGCACUGCUAACAAAACUAGCUAUAAUAGUCAUGCCUCUUUAGCAGUCACUGCUAAUAGCACCUCCACUACUACCGCCACUGCUACAGCCACCAACAUUAACACCACAAAUACAAUUUGUGUCACAAAUAGUUUAAAUGUAAAUGUAUCUAAUAUUAAGAAUAACAUUAUUGCUUCUUCUUCCUCUUGUGCUUCUGCCAACACUAGCACUUCUAAUAUUUCUGCUUUUACUCGUACAGCAACUUCUUUAAUAUGCACUUGUCCCACCUCCAUAAUUGUAACAUCAUGUACAACAACUAAUGCAUCAACUUAUACUAAAAAAUAUACUACUACCACUACUACUAAUAUCAUUACUAAUAACAAUAACAAUAAUAAUAAGAUUAACAGUAAUAUUCCUAACCUUAGUAACAAUAGUAAUACAAUUAACAACAGCAAUAAGAAUAGAAAUACAACUAGUAGUAAUAGUCUCUUACUAACAACUAAUCAUCAAUCGAAACCAUCAUUAUCAUCAGCAUCAUCUAAAGCAAUGCCAAUACCCAUGUACAUGCCUCCGAGUAUGGCCAUGAAUAUGGGUAGUUCUGGUAAAGGUGGUGGUAGUGGUGGUGCUAGUGGUUGUGUUGGUGCUAGUGGUCAAGAUCAUCAUCAGCGUGUCUUAGUAGCGUUUCAAAAUCCAGCUAUUGCUCCUUUGCAAACUAAUGCUUGUUCAUCCUUAUCAAUAAUAACAACAAACAAAUCAUCAUUAUCAUCAUUAACUUUCACCACCACUACCACCACGACCAACACAACAAUAACAACAACUACUACAACAACAACAUCAUCAACAACAACUACUCAGAAUUCAACUGCUAUGAAUCAAACUAAUCAAACAUUACGUUUUUCUCGCUAUCAUCCUCCUCUAGAACCAGUUGCCGUUACCACUGCUGCUGCCAGCGACGCCGAUCCCGUAAUGUUGCCUCGUGACACUGAUCCUUUUUCGCCCACACGCAAGAAAAGUGAUCCCUUCGAAGAAGGUGGUGAUUUAUUUUCAAAAUUGGAUCCUUUUGAAUUCGAAUUCAGCAGUAAUAUUGCCGAAGUGGAUAAUCUAAGAAAAGCUCCCACUUCCCUAACAACCUCAGUAACAGACCAGUUGGCGGCGGUUAGUAGUGUUGCUCCUUCUGCUACACAAGAUCUAUUGGCUGGACAUUUGCAAGUAAAUUUACCUCCUGAGGGAGAUACAACUCAAACCACUAGUACGGUAAGAUCACGUCCAGUACCCUCUGCUAUGACAACUGCCUCAAGUGGUGUGGGACUAGGGCCGGGAUCAGGGCCAACGGCAUUACCUCCUGCUUCUAUGUUAAAACAGCAAACAGUCGAUGUGAUUUCCAGCAUAUCGAAUAAGAAAAUGCCGCAUUUAUUUGGACAAUCGUCAAGAUUUUCCAAACGGGAUUCGAAUUCCAUUAAUAUGAGACGUCUACAGGAGUCUGAUUCACUUAGUGAAACUGAAACCGCUCCUGAACCACCACCUAGACCCGAUUAUGGCAUAUGUGUUGAACCUCCUCCUCUGCCGCCUAAAAAGCAGUUCAACGAUUUUGUAAUUAGAUCGCGUAAUGGACCCAGUCACAGCAUAAAUUCUACAGCCGGAAAUCAAUCAAUAAACAGCAAUCGUUAUGACAGCCUCAAUUCCGUGUUAACUUCUAAAACCUUAGCAGGACGUUCUAGCAACACAGAUGUGCCUCCUAUACCGUUGCCUUCACGCCGAGUAGGACGUACCGAUGGCUCUUAUCCCGGCCCGGGUAGGCCACGCAAACCUGGUCACACGGAAGAUGAUUAUUUAGCACCCAUCUCUUUGCUUGGGUCCUCGACAGGCGUUAGCUCCUCUACAGCUAAUACCAGCAUAAUGUCAGAUGUGCCUCCCUUAUUGCCACCACCCACACAAACAUCUUCACGCGCCCGAACUCAAAGGCAACAAUCGCUUAAUCAGCAAAAUAAAGCUCAUGAAAUUUACGAAAAUAAAAGUGAAAUACUUCAGCAGUUGCAACAACAGCAGCAGCAACAACAACAACAGAACAUCAUAGAUCAUCACAAUCCUGCUGCAGCAGCCAUAGUUCCUGAUAUAACACUAACGCAACUUUUAACACUGGGUAUCGAUGAGUUAGCGAUUAAAUUAAAUGUGCCUACAAGCAAACUCUCUACUAUGACUUUAGUAGAAUUGACUUCGUAUCUUUCGGAAUUUCUCGAACAAAAUAAACCCUCAAAAGUGGAAGCCCAUAAAGCGGAAACCUCUCAAGAGGAAACACACCAACACACACCGCCCAUAUUUAAGGUGAACUUCGAUCAAGAGGCAACAUUUGUGGCGAAAUUUGAUGAUACAUUCGGAGAAGAUUUUCAUCAACAGACUUCCAGCGGGGCAGCCAAUACAUUUGAAGCCAAUUUUGCCCAAUUUGAUAGUGUUAGUGUGGAGCCACCUGUACAGGCCAUUAAUCCAAACAGCAAUAUGGUACCUCCAGCCGAUCGUUAUGCUGUUUUUCGUGAAAUUAUCGAUCAAGAACUGCAACAACAACAGGAAAGUGUUGAUCUAAUAGGAGAUGUUAUGGAAGAUGAAAUUCCCCAGGUAACAGAUGAAAAGCAAUUUGAAACGUCCAACUUAACGGUGGACUUAGACAUGAAUGUGACACAUCAACAAGAUCUCUUAAGUGGUGAUAUGUUAGAAGUUACGGGACCUCAACCACCCAAAAUAGAUACGAAAAUUACGGAGGUAUUGGCUCAAGCCAAGGAUCGUUAUGCCGCCUUGCGUGAUUUAAUAUUGGUGGAAAAUCUCUUUGAUAAACCACCGCCGAAACCGCCUUCCAUAAGCGGUGAUAUGGAAGUGGGCGGACAAAGUGAUAGUAACAAAUCACCCUUUCAGGGAUUUAGUGGUUUUAACGAUGACGAAGAAGAUCAAGACUUGCGGCAACUAAUGGACCAAGCUUCAACAUUAGACGUCACUACUCAGCAGCAAAGACUGGGCUUAGUGGACAGUAGAGGCUUUCUAGUAGAACCCUCCUCAUCAGCCAUCACCGUGGAGGAAGAUGAAGAUGACGAGGAAGAGGAAGAAGAACGCCGUAAUAAUACACGCGAAGAGGCGGGUGGCUUAAGCAGUGCCGAUAGCAAUGAAAAGGAACAGGAUAAAGAUACCUUACCCACAACAAAAUACGAACAAUUGGCCAGUUCUAAUCAACAAUUGGAGGAAAUAGAGGAAAAACCCGAAAAAUAUGACGAUAAUCCACAGAUUAGUAUUACCCAAACCCAAAUGCCAACUAGCAAUGAGGGUAAAUAUUUAUCGGUGGUUAGUGUGGCUUCGUCGGGUCUAUCGGGUUCCAAGGAUGAUUUGGAAAUUGAUGAUUUAAUGCAUAGAGCCAUUUCUAAUUUAUCUUUAGACUCCAGAGAUCGCAACUCUCCUGCUAUACAGCCUCAACAACAAAAUACACACUCAACUACGACUACCAUGACGCCACCACAUUUCAAUGAUGUCAGCACUUCACCCAUACCUCUGCAAAGGUCUCCCUUACCAACACUAACUGGCCUACAGAAUAAAUCGCCCAAUAACAAUAAAUCCCCACAACAAGUCUCACCACUACCCUCUCAACUUACAGUGGUUUCACAAAUAAUCGAUGCUGCUACCAAACAAAUACAAAGUGAUGCUGUCUCAAAGACUUCCAAUGACUCUUGGGCCACUUUUGAUACACCACAACAUCAACCAGUUGCUGUAUCGUCCGAUAAACGUGCCAGACCUUCAGCUAAACUUGUUAAUAAAGCCAAUAAUUUCCUUAAUUUACCACCACCUCCCGGUUCCAUUUCGAAUUGUUCACAAAACGAUAGUGCCAUAGAAUCACCUUGCUCUUCGGAUCCUCGAGAAGAGGCUUGGCAUAAACACACCAUGGGUGGUAGUAGUCUAUCGCUGGGACAUCAGGGUGCACCUCUGGGAGGCAGCACUUCAGGUCAACGUCGUUAUCAUAAGAAAGAACGACAAAAUACUUCUUCCUCAUCGCGGGAUCUAAGCUGGGAUGAGGAUCAAGGUAGUAUACCGCCAACUCAUAUAAUGGAUUAUCCUCCAAGUAAACGUUUGUCGGGCCAACUGCAAGGUAGUCUAACGACUGACCGUCAUGGCUAUUACAGACGUCAUGCUAGACGCAUGAAUUCAUGUGAUGAUGAAUAUGAUUAUGAACAAGAUUAUGCCUCUAGCCGCCGGGACAGGGAUCAGUGUAAAUAUAAACAUAGUUUGAGCAGAAGUAGGGAUAAUUUCGAUAUGGAUUCUCCUGGUUGGUAUCAUCAUCAUGGUGGAGGACCUCAGCAUCCUCAUCACACUUGGUCCUCCCAGGAUAUUGAACAGGCACGAGGACGCAACUUUGAACGCUCGGCUUAUGAACGUACCACUUACGGACCUCCUAUUUACGACAAGAGAGGUGUGGGUCCACCUUUACCACCCACCUCCAGUUACGACAGACGUUCGGCUGGUGGUGGUGUCUAUGACAAACGUGGUAAAUAUUAUCGUGGUGACACCAAUCCUCGCUCUACCGAACGCAUUUACAAUCUAGAUGAUUUCGAUGAAAUGUUGGCGGCUUCUGGAAAAAUUCCCGCACAUUUGGCCUCCAUGUAUGAAGAAAUGAAAGCUGAAUGUUGUUCGCCACCCGGACAUCGUCAACGUACAGCCGAUUACAUGUACGAACGUGAUCGCAAGUCAUUCGAUCGUGAAAGUCUUGAAUCAUAUGAAGGCUCUAAUGUCGCUCCACCACGACGACGACGUCGUAGUUAUGAUAGUGGCGGUAUACCCUCUGAUCCUUAUGGCAGUUGUGAUAGUCGUGAUGAAUAUCACGGUCGCGAACGUUGUGUUAUGACCGCUGAUAAGAGUCGUUCUUUGCGCAAAUCUUUGAAAUCUUUACGUGUUACCGGUGAUAUUGAUUAUGAUCAAGAUUCUGAAAAGGAAUACCAUUAUCGUGAUCAGAGAUCACGUUGUGAUACGCGAAGUUUACAAAGACCUAGUCAAUUAACUACUCAGGGCGUUAGUGGUGUUGGGGUGGGAGUAGGAGGAGUUGGUGUUGUAGGCGGCAAUGUAAUGGGUUCUCAGAGUCGCAUACGCAAGAGUAGUGGUUCUUCGCCCUGGGACGGAGAAGAACCUCCUUUGCCAGGACAAAAAACCUCUUCUUGGAAGAGGCCUUCCAGUGCCGCAGAGGCCGAACGUCGCCGAGCAGCUGUUAAAGGACAAACUCCCUCUGGUUCAGAUGAAGACAAAGAUCGCAGGUACCGCAAGAAGAGAACUACACGCAAUAAGGAUUUACCAGCGAUUCCCAGCAGUGCUGCACGUUAUGGCCGCACUGGUAAUUAUGAUUAUAUCUCUUGUGAAGAUCUCGAUGACGAUGCCGAGGAUUAUGUGGACGAAGAAGAAGAGGAGGAGGAUCAUGGCAUUGAACAUGAUGAAAUAUCACCAGCUGAUGAGGACAAAUUUGCACGCCUCGAAAUGCGACGACAUGAAAUGCACAACCGCAUGAUGGAUGCCCAUGUUAGAAGAAGAAAAGAAGUACCAGCAUCACAAACCCAAAUGAGUAACAUGGCUUACCGUAAGCCAGGCAAGGGCGGCUAUAUAAGAAGACCUUUGCCACCACCCAGCGAACCUAAACAUUCUCAAGAUUAUGGCUUUGAUGAUGAUGACGGUGACGAUGGCGAGUAUGAACAGACUCCCACUCCUAGAUCAAAUACAAGUAGUGCUUUACCCACAGCCACACCGAACGCUAGUUCCACCAAAUUUAGUUUUGAUGUAGGUUUUGAAUCUGACUUUAAUCAAUCUUCACCACCACCAGCUCCAGCCGGUACUGCCUCCAGUUGCAAUUCGACACCAGCGGCCAAUGUCAGUGCAGCCAAUACACCGGCUUCAAAGUCUUCAUUUAGAUUCUCCAAUGAUUUCUCUGCUGGCCAAGAAAGAGAAAAACAUUUCCAACAUCCUCCGGCUGGAUCUCUACAGCAAUAUGAUUUAGAAAAUCGUGGCAUAUCGCCACAAACCGCCCACACCCAGACCAGUACACCGAAACUACGUUUCGAUGACAAUGUCAAGGUAUCACAAUUCGAUGAUGCCUUCGAAGAUGAUUUCUCUAAGGCAACGUUUGAUGCUUUCCAAAAUGAUGAUGUACAACAGUGGCAAGAGUCCAUACAGAAAACAACCAAACAACAAAUACGCAAUAAUAAGCUGCAACAACGUCAACAGGAGUUGAUUAAGAAAUCCGAAUCUGUAAAUAUAUUUGCCAAAAAAGUCGAAGAUCCCUUUGAAGAUGAUGAAUUUUUCAAUAGUCCUCCCACAGUAGCCGUUAGCACGUCUACGUCGGCAAAUGAGAAAACAGAAAAUCAUAAAACCAAUGGUAAUAAUGCAGGCUCAACACAAGGCAAAAAUGGUGGCGGAGGAAGUGGUAGUGUAGGUGGCACUUCUGCAGGUUGGGAUGAUGACAAUACAAAUUUUGCCAAAUUUGAUGAAAACAUGUGA
This is a messenger RNA of Lucilia cuprina (Australian sheep blowfly), 8652 nucleotides long. RefSeq names its product protein disabled (gene Dab). The record is from RefSeq and is a predicted model, not a curated record. The transcript is spliced from 10 exons. The coding region runs from base 1 to 8652 and encodes 2883 amino acids. NCBI's taxonomy places the organism in Eukaryota, Metazoa, Arthropoda, Insecta, Diptera, Calliphoridae.